AACUAGAGCACUUUCAGACAACUUUUUUCCCUUGCCGACUCGUUUCCUAUCAUCUGGAUAAACAUCCUAUACGACACGAUGCUCUCAUCAGGAUACGUCGAGCAGCAGGCUUACGCCCAACAACAAGCAGCUAUGGCUAUGAACACACUACUACCCACACCACCCUCCUCACCACCACGCGUCGGGUUACAUCCUGUCGAAUCGACGAUUACCCUCCUCGAGAAUUUAGUGGCGUUCUAUCAUCAGGAACGGAUGUGGGUCUAUCGCACACGUGCCCAACUAGAGAUGUCACUGCAAGAACGAGACGCUACCGCAGCAGCAGCAGCGACAGAUGAUGAAGAAGAGAUGGAGAAGGAGGAGCCAGACUCUGCUGAAGAAACAUCAGAACCAAGCAAGUGGUCGAAGAGAAAGAAGGCGUUUGGGUUGAAACUGGAGGGAAUUGCAACGACUAGAGGAAUGCCGAGAGGUGGAAUCGUGAAACAACGUGUACCGCUACCGAUGUUACCGGCGUUUGCGCACAGCAACCAAACGCAUCUUAGUGGUGGGCAACCUGUACUUGGGGCCAGUGGAAGGGAACCUGGAGUGGAGAUCCUAGAGAUGUUUGAGAGGAUGAUGCAAGCUAGGAUGGAGAGCUGUGAGCGAGUUACUAGAAUGGUUCGAAAUGCGAGCGGUACUGGUUCACCUGGUCAAGGGUAUCUGAUGUCUCCGGCAGCCAACGGGCCGGCUUACGGUCAAAGUAGUUUCUUUAUAGGUGCUUAGUGGUUACAUAAUAGAUGGUGAUAUUUAUUUAUUAUUGAUGAACAUGUAACUCUUCGUCUCUUUG
Molecule: messenger RNA, 823 nt
Organism: Suillus clintonianus
Lineage: Eukaryota; Fungi; Basidiomycota; Agaricomycetes; Boletales; Suillaceae
Exons: 1
Coding region: 79-759 (226 amino acids)
Source: RefSeq, a predicted model, not a curated record